AUGCAGAGUGGCGGGCCUUUCUUCCAAGUGGAGCUGGGUAGGCUGGACGGCCUGAACUCCACGGCCGGCAGCGUGCCAGGCCAGCUGCCCGAGCCCAACCAGACCAUGGACCAGCUGCUGGCGGUCUUCAAGGCACACGGGCUCAACAUGUCCGACCUCGUCGCGCUCUCAGGUGUCAGGUCUGUGUAA
Miscanthus lutarioriparius is the source of this 189-nucleotide messenger RNA. The record is from the annotation of a GenBank genome assembly. Lineage: Eukaryota; Viridiplantae; Streptophyta; Magnoliopsida; Poales; Poaceae.